Frankliniella occidentalis (western flower thrips) is the source of this 8183-nucleotide messenger RNA. It is a transcript of the gene Elys, whose product is annotated as protein ELYS. Lineage: Eukaryota; Metazoa; Arthropoda; Insecta; Thysanoptera; Thripidae. The record is from RefSeq and is a predicted model, not a curated record. Gene Ontology annotation, molecular function: protein binding.
AUUUGGGCUACCUCUGGAUAAGAAGAAGUCAGGAAGAAAUCUACAAGCAUCGUGUCUGCUAGCCCUAUCUCUCCCAUGGGCGGCCAUAUUGGACGGCCAUGAUGCUUGUCGGCAUUUUUGCUUGAUUUCUUCUUAUCCAGAGGUAGCCCAAAUCGUCUAUUAAGUUUACCAUGAUUUUGUGAACCCUGUCGUCUGUAUGUGUGUGAGGCGUAUUCAAGAUACGCGUUCUGUGACUAUAAGUGAGGCGCACUGCCGUUACUGAUCAAAAUCUAAUCGUGGUUUCAUCGCAAUAACUCAGAGCAUAGCGUGCUGCCGCCUGCAAGAUCUUCCAAGCAGCCGGGUGUGCAAUUUAGUAUGCAGUCAUGCAAUCUGACCAAGCUCCAUGCAAUGCCACGGGCCGUGUUGAGUUUCCAGCUUCUAUCACAAGCUGCCUCAGAGAUCAGCGCGAUGAGGCGUCUCCUUUGUUAGGAGGAAUUUUCGCAGAUUCAAAGUUGGCGUGGCUGAGCAAAGGGCCCCUUCUUGAAAUUGUUAACAUAGCAGAUGGAGCUAAAAUUGCUGCUUGGAAUUUUGGUGCUGUUGUGAGAGAUUUUAAGACGAAGGUAACAUGUGUCACAGAGCUACCACACCUGUCAGCCUCUGGGACGCCUGGGCAGGUGGGCCAGGUUUUGGUGGGGCUAGAAUGCGAAUUGACAGGUGGCAUGGUUUGUCUUUUCAAUCUUGCUGGCUCUCGUGUUCUUCGAGCUAUCAAUACACCUUCCAAAGUCACUGCACUCAAUAUCGUAGGCCUUGGUGGAGAGCCUGUCGUAGCAUACAAUGAAUGUCUUAAAAGUAUGUCAGGUAUUGCUGCCAUCGGUACCAAUGAUGGUCAGAUUCUUCUAAUUGAUUUGCGAAGAAAUGAAUGUGAUGAAGCUCUCUGUCUUGGUCCAUCUAAUAAUUGGGAAAGCAUUAGGGAUGAACUGCGGUCUUGUGGUUUGAUCCCACUGAAAAUGAUGAAUAGAAAUCUAAUGGAAGAGUACCCGGACGAUCAUGUUUUCAUUCAUUUAAAUGAGAAGUAUUUCUUGAAGCACCAGAGGCUGUUUGUCCAGCUACCAGCAAGAGAUGGGAGUGGUUUUUUACCUGAAAAUCCAUCAGUCACAUCUUUACUCUAUGUGCCACAACUCGCUAGUUUGUGUAUAGGAUUUGCUUUUGGAUCAUUUCAAAUAUGGUCCUUACAGUCAUUAUCGCUGGUCUAUGUUUUACCAUUCAAUGAACCAAAUCCCGUUGUGCAACUUGCAUUCCAAGAAGCUUGUGAUGACCCUAAUGCUUAUUGCUACCUUUGGACUGUCAGAGGAGGCCUAGACCCUAAAGCUGCUAAUGAUCUAGACUAUCCUGUCCAAGUUUUUGGUCCUCCAGCAGCAACAAUGUUUUCACUGUGUUAUGAUGAAAAGGUGUGGCAUGCCAACUAUGGUCACCUUUAUAAAAACUUUAUGAUGUGUUCCACGGGCUUUGAAUAUGACUUGAGUGGGGGAAAAGAAACUGUUGGGGGGCGCCUCAUUUCUCUCAAUUCUGUUAGCCGUGGCAUGCAGGGAUCUAAUAUCGUCCAGACUCCUUCUGAUGAUGGCAGUGCUCUAGGUCCACCUUCUAAUGGAAUAAGUCUGUGUUUAAUGGUCUGGGAAACUUGGGGACCUUCUGGCCCCUCUAGCUCAGUCAAUCCUGUCAAUACACACAUGACACUAUUUGAUAUAAAUCAAUGGUAUGUGGACCAAAUGCCAUCUCACUUAUCCCAACGUGGGGGUACAUCGAGAAACAAGCCAAUCGCAAGUUAUGUUGUUUCCUAUGACAUUGGUAAAUUAAUAAACUCUAGUGGCGGAGCACUUCUUGAUGUACGAGUGAAUCCUUCCUCUAUGAUACAAUUUUCAUCAGUCCAAAAUGUUGAGGAAUUUUCAAGACCAUCUUCUCUUACAUUUGUCUCUGAAGUCUUGAUGGAAAGACAAGUUGUGCACUUGAAACACCCAGGAGUACAGCAAGCAAUGUUGGCUGACCUUGUGUCUACUGGGCCUGGUGCUUUAAUGACCCCAACUAAUAUUUUCCAUGAAUGUCUGGUCCUUGGUUUGCGUCCUCUUCUAAUGGAUGUAUCAAGUUCUAUGAAUGUACCAAUUGAUGAGCAACGUACGUUUGUGUUAUGUGUGGCUUUGGAACAACGAUUAGGGAGAUUCGUCUGUCGCUGUGCACGUGAGUGGGCUGAUGGGCGCCUCUCAGCUGCUGGCUGCACUCUCGGUUGGCUGCUGUCUGUGGCCUGGAACCGUGCCGCUGUUCUGAAGCAAAUGGCUAUACGCAUUUGUGCUCAAUUGUUUGAUCAUUCAGGAGAGAAACUUGACAACAUUGCUCAAAAACAGUUGCAUCAUAUUGUGGGGAUUUUCCACCUCCUUGAAACACUCUUUGAGAGUGUUGUUCAAAACAAGUGGCACUUGGCUUUAAAUGAGUGGCCUCAAAUCAAGUUACAGAAUGAUGCUUUGAAACUAGAAUGUCAGUACUAUGAUAUUCUUCAAUGGUUAAUUGAUGUUGAAUUGUUGCCUGAGGGAUUAAACCCUGUGGUUCCAUACCCAGCCCAAGACAUAGCAAGCUUUUACCAAUCAAGACGGUCAGAAUUUCAAAGGCUUGUUCAACAACAGGGUGAAGAAAAUGACAUGGAAGAGGAUUUGCUUUUAAUAGAUGGUCUUCUGAAAUACCAGCCUGGUGGUGCUAAUGUUUUUGCAGAAUGGGAACGGGAUGCUGGGGGCAGUGCUGGUCCAGGGGCUGGCCAGUACCCACCAACCUCCAUGCAAGCACUAUUAAGAACUUUUCUUGUGAAAGAUGUGGCACUGGAAGUUAAACACAGUGUUUUGAUUUAUGUGUUAAUGGACUUGGCUAAUAUUUUGGACAAUGAACAAUAUCAAGCAACGCUUCAGAAUUUUAUGAAAUUCCCGGCAGCUUUCAGUAUGUCUGUUGGGAUUAUGAGACUAACCCAAGCAUUUUGGCAUCUUGAUCACAAGGAAUUUGACACUGCUCUUGACAUGCUAUUGGAUCCUUUGGUGUCAGUUCGAGAUAUUGUCCCUUGGCAGCAUCGCUGCAUAAUUCGUGUACUGACUUUACAAGGUCAGGCGUGUAUGGCUCUUCGGUAUGUAAGAGCACGGCGUCCGCCUCUUCAAGACCAAACUGAUAUUAAGCUUCACCUUGAUUUGUUACUUGUGAAUGACCUAAUCAAUGAAGCCUUUAUGUAUCAACGUAAUCAUCGUUCCGACUUUAAUUCAGAAAUCCUGUUAAAACAAUUUUUUCAAGGUUGUGAGGUGAGGAAUCAUUUAAGGACAGUGCUGCAGUUUUCUCUGGAUGAUGAUGAAGAAAUUGCAUUCUCCAAGUAUCUUGAAACUUCAAAACAUCCUGCAGCUGAUGACCUUAGAGUGCUAUAUUUACUGAAACGAUCCAGGUAUGUGGAGGCACUGGAUGUGAACCAAGACCUAAGGAAAAAAGGACGGUCAGGAGGCACAAGGGAUGUUGUUGUAAAUGGGUUUUACAAAACCUUGCCAUCAGUUACUAGAAAACUUGCUGCUCACUGUGCUCAGCAACAACAUAAAUUGAAGUCGUGGUCUCAAGUUGAAAAACCCACCCCACUCUUUGUGAAUCCUAAGAUUGGUUCCCCACAAAUGCGUUAUAAAUCAUCUUUACUUGAAACUGCAGUGGAAAGAAGCCGUGAAACCUGGGCUAAACUUGUGAAUCGUAUUCCUCCAAUGAUAUCGGAAGUUGAGUCAACUCCAUUUUUGUGCACUCCUAGAACUAAAGUUUUACCUCAUCCAAAACCUGCUACACAAAUUCAGAAGACUGAGCCAAGAGGAAUUGAUCGGAAAAGAGUGCGUGAGGAAGAUGAUGAAAGUAUGGACAUAGGAAACCUUAAACGCAGCAGAUUUCAAAAGCUGGAAACUGUUCUUGCUGAGCUUCAACAGCAGCAGCAACAGGAGCAACAAAAGUCUGUUCAUAGGUAUUCAACCUACUCAUGCACAGAUACCUUGUCCCUCUUAAACACUCCUGUGGUUCAGCGGCGCUCUCCCAGUACUAGAGCCAAAUUGCAACAGCAAUUAAUAGCAUGUAGCCCUGGACACAAAGCUGCUACACCUCAAUCUAUUAUCAAGGUGCGCCAAUCGUCUGGCUCAUCGAAGUCUGAGUCACCCAGACGUGUUUUUAUCAAAGACACUUUGAGUGAGCAUGAGCUCACGGAAGAGGAAAGUGAACAGGAGCAAUCUAGAAAUACAAACAAAGGAGAAUCUGAAACUGACUCUGAACCAGGAGACAAUGAAGAGGAAGAAGGUCCUGUUGGUGUUACGGCUAGAAGAAUUAUUGACUUUGAUUCCGAUAUUUCUUCAGACUUAUCUCAUUCACAGAGCUCUCUCGAAUCCCAAUCUCCCUCCUCUCUUACUUCAUCACUGAAGCAGCCAUCUGAUAAAAGUUUAUCGAGAAUGGUUGUAUUAUCAGAAGCUCGGAAAGCAGGAAGACCCACAGUCACAUUUGGGAAAGGAUCAGUUUGUGUGUAUGAUCAAGAUGAACCUGUUGAUGCAGAGCUAGCAGUUCAUGAUGAAAGUAGUAACGACACUGUAGACCAGGAGCAAAGCAAAGAGGAAAACACUACUGAAUAUCAAGACAAAGAAGAGAUGGUUGAUGAGGACUCUCAGCAAUCCAAUGAGGAACAGCCCAUAGAUGUACAGACUUCAGCUGAAGUGAAAUUUAGGUCUUUCCGUUUGGACACAUCAGGUAUUGGUUCUAUGAAUUCAUCAGAGUUUCAAUCAGAUUUGUCAAGGACAGAUGAGAGUGAUGUUUUUCAUAGUGCUGAGAGCAGUGCUCAAGGAACCAUAUCAUCCCCCAAUUUCCGAAAAAAUCUUGCGAGGCCCUCUUUGAAAGAAAUAACCCGCCGGGUCUCUGGUACCAAAAGAACGCAACAUGAUGUUGAGGAAGAUGACAGUAAUGAAGACAACGAAGAUGAUGAAAAUCCUCCACCGAUUUUCAAAUCAGCGCGGUUGGAAGAGGGUACCUCUGAAUUGCAUGGCAAAAUGGAAGUAGGCUCCCUGGCAGCAGCCUCCUCCAAUACAUCUGGAACACAGCCCUCAGUUAACUUAAAGAGGCCUUCAAUAAGAAAUGCACCCCGUGUUAGUGUUGGACUUCCUAUUAGUUCUGCUGCUCAGUCUUGUAGUGCCAUUUCAGACACAUCCAAUCUUUCUGAGCUGUUUUCUGCAGAGUCAGUUUGUUAUAAUGAAAGUGCAAGUUUAACAAUGAUUGACAACGAGACAUUUCAAGAGGCACAUGUUCAAGUUAAUCAUUCAAAAGUUAAUGAGAUUGAUGACGGCAAAGAUAGGACUGAUACCAUAUCUUCCUCUUCUACAAAACAUGAGUCAAUUGAAGUUGUUGAGCUGGAUGACAACAGCUACGAAGGUAAUCAAGAAUUUCAUACAAAGCACGCAAAGGAUCAAGAAAAUAGAGAAAAGGAAAAUGAAGUUGAAGUUCAAGCAAUGGACGAUGAUACAGAAGAUACCAGUAAAGAUGUUUUAAUCGGUGAAGACUCAGACUCUGAAGAUAAAAUACUUAUCACUGAUGACAGCAACAUUUUCAGGACAAGUCACAUAGAUAACAUUGAUUCUAGUUCUGAAUGUGAAAGUGAAUCAACCGAUAGCCAACAUUACUCAGAUACUAGCCCUCAGAUUUCAGAUGUGUCUGAGUUAUCUAACAAAGAUGUUGUUGAAGCAGAAAAUGAAGGAACUGGUCUAGAUGAAGCUGUCCCUGAAAUGAAUAAGAUUAUUCCAGGCUCUUCAAGUGUGAGUGAUAGAGAUUGUCACCUAGAUGAAGGCUAUUUUGUUGAUUCAGGGGAUCUGAAGGGCGGAAAAUUAUCUGUGUCAACGUCCGCUGGAAAUACGAACGUGGAUGAAGUUGUUGUUGAGGAAAUGGACGUCCAGUCUGAGCUUUCAGUCACUACUCUUUCCGACAACACAAAACUGCUUUCCUCAAAAAUUUCAGGCGAUAAUAAGAUCAAAGAACCGACCGAUGAGGUGAAUUCAUCAAGCAAAAUGGCCGAUGUUGAACAUGACGACAUGCCAAAACUAAGACUUGAUGCUGCAGUCUCUAAUGAAAAUAUAUGGGAAUCACCUUUAGGCGAGGUUCAAGUUGAGUCUUCAGUAUGUGAACCUGUUGAGUGUGAUAGUCAGAUUCUAGAACCUGAGUUAUCAAAGCAUUCUUCAGAAGCAAUUUCUUCUAGUCACACUCCAGCUCCUGAAGGUCAGCCUAAUGCUGCUUUAGAGUCUUUCAAGGAUACCAUUGAGGAAUCUGCUCCUAUUCCCAGUGGGACAAAAGGUAGAUCCCGUAAAUCCUCUGUUAGUUCUACAAGAUCAGAGACCUUUGACGAGGACUUAUCCAGCCGGAGAGUUACUAGGUCUCAACUUAAAUCACAGAUCAUGGAUGAAAGCUUUGAGUCAGUAAAUAGUGCUCAAGUAAAUCUAAACGAAACUCUUGUAGAUGCUUGUGCAUCAGGUGAUGCUGAAGAUGUUGUACCUAUUGUGAAAAAGAGAACAAGAAAAGGUUCUGUGAGUUCUCAAGAUGGUCAGAGUGAGAACACGAAGCAAGCCCGUACCCGAAGUAGUUCUAUGAGUUCUGUUCCUAAUGAAAGUGGAGAAGCGAAACCUUCUGAGAAGUUUCGGCGAAGACGUACAUCUGUGUCUUCACAGGGAUCUGCAGUUGGAAAUGAGAGUAAAACGGCUCUUGACAAACUUUCCAAAAUAAAUGAAGAAUCUUCAUCAGAUAAAACCGUGGAAGUCAAUAAAAAUGAUGAUGGGAGUGAAUUAAAGUCAGUGCAUUCUGAGAGUCCAUUGCCCAAACCCAAAGAUAGAGGUCAAAGAAAGCGCCGAACUUCUGAUGUUAGUAAUGUCAGUAAUGAGGGAGAUAAAAGUACUACAGCUAAGGACAGUUUUUCAACAAAUUCAACCGCCAUGGAAACCUAUGAAACAAGUAGAAGGCUAACCAGACACCAACGUGCUAUGCUAGCCAGAAGCUUAGAAAUGAAUUCUACUCAUGCCUCCUUUAGCAGACCUAUUCAACAUUCUGAGGAGGAUGGAGAUGAGCAAGUAUCUGAUGAUGACAGAAUGUCACUCAUCAGUGUUAGAUCAUCUCAACGCCUGCGUGAUAAACGCCAGCAAGAGGCUCUCGACUCCCCAAGUUCUACUGCAUCUACUCUUUUAAAUCCUGCUCUGACCCCUAACAUGCCGAGACGGCGCCGUCAAUCUAGUAGUGAUGUGUCCGAGUUGAAUAGAGACGUUUCGCCCGUGAGCUCUGUGCGAAGGCAAAGAUCUUUUCAACCACCAGGAACUCCUUCAAGUUUGCGAAGCACUCCUACUCGACGAUCUGCUCGUCUCAGUGCAGCUCACGGCAAUACUCAGCAAAGUGAGGAUGGUGAUAAUCAGUCUAUUGCUUCUCUGAGCCCUUCAUCUGUAACAUCUGGGAGGAGAAGCGUGACACGAAGAGCAGGACGCCGUCUAAGUGUAUCAUCUGAAGCUCAAAGUGAACAGUUUGCUUUUGCUUCACCCCAAAUUGAGCAUUCCGACCACAAAGAAAAUCCAGGUGUUUGUAUUCCAGAUACAGAUUUGAGUGAGGCUUUUUCGUUCUCGCCUCCUAAAACAGUUGCUACCCCAAGCAAAGUACAGGCUUCACCCAGUACACUGACUCCAAGUAAAACAACUCCAAACAAAGGGAAAGUCUCUAGCACAGAGUCGAGUGCGUCAGCUUCAAAGAGGAACACUCGUCAAUCCAGGGCAACUGCGCUGCAAACCAUUACAGAAGAGUCAUCAACAAGCAAAGUCAGCAUUGAAGAGACAGUUACUGCAAGCCCCAGGAGGAAUGUUGGCCGCCCCAGCUGGUUCUUCAUUGAGCCCAAUGAAGAUCAACUAUUAGGAAGUUACUGGUUGUAUAUUUUUUAUUUUAUUUUCUGGUCUUACCAGUGGUUUAUCAUAGAGUACUGAAUCAAUUUCUCUUUGCAAACACCUUCAAUUUUCAUAAUAAUCUUGAAAGUCAUCCUUUGUUUUCUAAAAAGAAAUGAUGAGUGAUAUGAUGUGAUUUGUAAAGUUGUGUUAAUCAACCACCUUUUGUUUGUCAGCUGAUUGUCAAACCUGGAAUAAAUGUUGCAUGGAAACAAUAUACAA